Messenger RNA from Megalopta genalis, 1427 nucleotides. RefSeq lists its product as uncharacterized. Lineage: Eukaryota; Metazoa; Arthropoda; Insecta; Hymenoptera; Halictidae. The record is from RefSeq and is a predicted model, not a curated record.
ACAGGUUAUCAUGGCGAACACCUUCAGUUCAGUCUGACUCUUACAGCUGCGCCAAGAGUUGCGUGCGUUUGUUCGGAACGGUAUUUCGCGUCGUAAUAUGUUGCAAUACGUAAUUCCUACCAACACGGUGCUCCACGCGUAACUAAUUAUUUGUUAGACUUUCUAUCGGAGUGUAAAUCGUUCCGAGGCGAAGUGACGUUCCGUCGGUCGCGUAACCUCCUCGAUCUACUCUACAUCGACGACCGAGUCAAUUAUCUAGUACGCUUCUACCGACAAGCGUGUUGCACGAACGCAGUCACGCUACCAUCCCGGAAAUGGACCGAAUUUACGUCGACGAAGAGACCGGAGAGAUCAUAAGUCUGCCAGUGACUGAAUACGAGAUUCGACGGCACGUGGUCGCGGUAAACAAUGCUGAAACCGGAGAACCGGAAAUCAAUGUGAUGGGAACGAAUACAGUCAAGAGUCGGAAGAUACGCUUCCAGAUACCGAAAGAAGUGAAGGAAACGUUGUCGACUAAGGACGGUUCUAAGAAGAGGGAAAAUCUGAUGGAAUUGGAACCCGUUCCCGUUGGAACGUGCUUCGGCCAGAUACACCCAGUUUGCGUGUUCUUACUGGCAACCAUGUGUAUCCGCUGGUUCUUGCCGGUGUUCAUGUUUUUGGAAGUGACGUUGCACGUUUGGGCCCAUCACAAAAAUAAAUCACUGAAGAAUGCCAGCGUUUACUUUCGCUCGCCUUUUCACGCGAUCUCGUCCGAAUUCUGCGCGAUCUGCCAAAACGAGACGUGCAUGGAUCGUGUCGGGAAAAUACAGCAGAUACGGAUGCAUAAAUUUCUGCGGCAGUGCGAUUACGUGAAACGCAUUGUAACGUGAGAAACCAUGGUAUUGUCGCGAAAAUAUUGCAAAGUAUCCGUUACAAUUGUUUCCUCCUCUGUGAAACGCGAAACACCGCGGAAGAAACGUGUCGUAUUAAAUAUAAUCUAGUAUUAAGAAAGUAACUUAGUUACUCAGCAUUUUUAUCCUUUUCAAUGAUUGUAUGUAGUUACUAAAACGGAUUCAAGAUAUGGAAGUUAGCAAGUACUUGGUGCGGGAAAAAGAUUUUUAUAUCGGGGAUCAAUAAUAGUCUGUCGACUAUCGAUAAGGACAUUAAAGUAUAACAUAGUUUCUCGAGUAUAUCUACCUACGAAAAGAUUGUUUCCUAAUUUUUCAUACAUGUUCAAAAGUGCGACAACGAAUGAGAAGAUAGUGAGCCAUCGUUUAUUUAAUCAAAACUACAAGACCGUUCAUAUUAAACUUUAUUUCAUAAAUGUAAAAAAUAAGUUACUUUAUUAAGGCACUUGUAAGUAAAUAUUUCGCAUAUCACAACUUAUAUCAAUAACUUUGUCACUCGUUAUCGAAGCAAUAAAGCGAUAUACAAUCUUUAAUAAUCGA